AAGUGGAAGCCAGGGCGGGACCUCGACUGAUCUCUCUCCAUCCUUCACUCCACCACUACUACCCACUCCUUCUGUUAUUCAUUAUUCUUGCCAUCUCUAUUGCUUUUGCAUCUGUUCACUUCCCCUCAACCAUUUUGGCGUGCGUCUCAAAAUGGACGACUCAUCCGUCCAUCAACGCUCCUCGAAGCUCAAGAGCCGACGCUCGAUCGCGCACCCACCCUCUGCCCGCGCCGCUGCCUUGAAGGACAAUGCAACCACAGACAUUGCCGCCCUCCAGGCCGAACAUGGCAGUCAACAAUUGACCAAAAAGAAAUCCCGUGGGAAAAGUCUCGGACCUGGUGGUAUCGAGGCUUUGAAAGAAACCUUUGCCAAUGCGGCCAAAUCACCAGCGCCCUUUCAGAUACGGUCCAUACUUAAGCCAACAAUUCCUCUAACACCCCCAAAGGCGAUCCCUUCGUUUGACGAAUUGCGCAGAAGAAGCACAGGCAAGGCUAAUUCGCCUGUAAAAUCUCAUGCUGAGGAGCUUCUGAUCGACUUCUCCACCCCCGGUGUCAAUCGACCAAACAAUGAGGACAUUGCUAUCUCUGGUGCUCAUGGUGUUCUUGAUCCUUUCAGCCCAAUCGCACGACGAAGUCCUUCAGAAUUGACCACCGAGUCCCGAGGCCAAGAACUAGAUCAUGACGAGCUCAAGCGGCAACAAGAAAAGAAAGCAAUUCUGGAGAGGCGAGCUGCAAGGCGAAAAUCCCUUGCAAACAGAAGAGUCUCCUUUGCUCCAGAGGCCACUUUACAUACCUGGAGCGUAAUGGAGAUGCCGGAAGACUCCACAACUAGUUCUGCCUCCAACUCUACUCGCAGACAAUCAUCAAUGACAACCGCACAGUCUCCGAUCAAGAUACCAGCAUCGCCAGACGUGUCGACUCUUCCUUCGACACGUCACGAGUCCAUGGGCGAAGAUAUCGUCCAGGAGUCUCCGGCGCACCAACGGGACCUUCACCAGAAGAAACGACGUAGGAGAAGUUCUGGACUAGCUGAGCCUGUGUUGGAUGAUCUACAAGACCAAGUCUACUCUUCAAGUCCUUCGGGUGAUGUUCUGACCAACAGCAGCCCCAUGAGAGUCGAAGAUGGUAUUGAAUCAUCCGACGAUUCAGAUACGGAUGGAGAUACUGCCAUGAGCAUCGAUGACGCGACUGUCAACACGGUAGGCUCUCAAGAGUCGUCAUCAAGCACCCAUUCUAGCCUCGAGGGUCGUCUCCGGCAAGCUGCACAGCAAGCCGGGACACGUGGAAUCGAAUACGACGAGAACGGCGAAGACAUGUCGAUGGAAAUGGUCACUGGCACAGUUACACAUGCAUUCCAGCCAUGGGCACGAGGAACAAGUGAGGGCAGUGAUUACACAGCCAUGCACGACCAAGAGAACAUUAACCCAUUCCCAAACAGAGUUGAGCAAUAUGGAGGGCCACAUGCUCAAGUACCACCAUUUGAUGAACACGAUCGAUUCAAUGAUCAAACACAGGACAUCAGUAUGGACGUCACCCGUGCUGUAGGCGGCAUUCUUGCGAAUCGAGACUCGACUAAGAAGGAGGUCAAUCGGUCCCCGAGCGCGCGUAAGAGAAGCAGCAUGCAUCGCCGUCGAUCUUCAGGCGCGGACUCAGCCUUCGAUGAGACCAUGGAGUUCACCGUUAUGCAGGGUGGCAUCCUUGGCUCCGAUCGAGAUGAUCGCACAGAAAACCUGACCGAGCCAGGUAUGACAAUGGACUUCACUAGCGCUGUUGGCGCAAUCUUGGGCAGCUCCGCUAGAAGGGAGUCCGUCUUCCCCCAGCCAUCCGAUAUCAUCGAUGAUAACGCCACUAUGGAAAUGACCAUGGCUGUUGGUGGCAUACUACCCCCCAUUGAAGAACAGACGGAACCUGCUAGUAUGAUCGAAGAAGAGAAAACCGUGGCUAUGGAUUUGGCCCGCGCGGUAGGCGGCAUCAUGGGACAGACUCCUGUGGCAAGACGAUCAACAGCUAGAAAAUCACUUGGCGUUGAUCUCACUCCUGCAACAAUGAAUACGGCGAUUCAAUCAUCAAUUCCUGAGGCUGCUGAACCGGAUCGAACGCCGGAAGCAAAUCCUCUUCAUGUCGCUCCAACUGCGUCGGAAACAGGUAGCCCUAGUCUGACGCUCAAACCAAGACUCUCUGCGAGGUCUCAGCGAUAUGCUGGCAGCGCUUCGACAACACCUGCGACAAACCCAAAGGUGGUAACCCCUGUCAAGUCGGCAACAAGAGCACACCAUGACACUCCUUCAAAACAGAUUACGCCGCUUCCAGUUCGUGCCGAAACCCCGAACAAGACUCCCAUUUCCGCAAAUGUGACCCAUAGAGGUGCAUCACCAAAGAAGUUGUUCAAGGCGGAGAUAAAAGCGCGUGCCUCACCAGGCUCCGUUGUGCGUGAAGCCAAUAUAAAAGGAAACUCUCUCUUCUCCCGAGACUCGGAGACUGGCCAACAGACUCCGAGUGUUGUCCUGCGGGCGACAAAGCAAAGCUAUACGAAAAGAAGAUCUAGUGGAGUUGGCGUGGACAAGGACGGAAUUGGGUCGCCACGGAUCUCCGAAUUGCUGGAUCGUCGAGCUUCCAUUGGCGAUGCCGCACCUCAAUUCCACGUAGGAAAAGUCAAGGGCCCGGGAUUGCGAUUCGAAGACCCCUUACAACUUCAGAACGAAGUUGAGCUCGAGCGCAAGGAGGAACACCGACGUGAAAGUGGCCGCUUCAUCAUGGAACAGGAGGCUGACGAGCAGCAAGGCGAGAACACGACCUUGCAGCUUAAGGACAUGAUUCAAGCGAUGUCACCCAAGAAGUCCAAGUCCAGGAAACUAAAUGGAAGAAAGAGCCUCGCCAUAGGCGGAGCCAAAGGUCUCCUUGGGAAAAGACCCAUCGAACUUGAUGAGGACGAGGACGAUGGAGCAGACUCUACCCCAAAACGACUGAAGCUGCUGUCUAGAGAUGGUAGUCCCGUGAAGAAGAUCCAUCUCCCGAAACCUCCCAGCAAGGACGAAACAACCGGAAGACUUGGGGCACACCUUCAGCAAGCGCUCCAGGAUAUGAACGGUUGCGACAAGGAAACACCAAAGAUCGGACCAAACUCUCCCCCCGAAUCGAGACUUGGACAGAGUCCGCCGACUAUCGGUCGUUUUAGAAACGCUGAAUUCGGUGAUGGGGCAAGACCAACCUCGUUCGAGGAUAAGCUCGACAAUGUUGUUGGCGCUAUUGAUAUCAGUACAGCAGAGAUGUUAGAUGGAGUGGACGCGGCGGAAGAAGAACAAGAGAGAAUCUCACUCCAGGACUUCCUCAACAUGACCAAUAUUCACUUCAUUGAGCUAUCGACGACCAAGAGACGGCAAACAAUGGCAAGAAUAUCAACCGUUGGACAGUCGGACGAAGGAUCUCAUCGGGAUGGUAUGGAGGCAGCCUUCAUUGCUGCCACGACGACGCUGCCUCUGCUGGAGUUGUAUCAACAUGCCACAAGGGAGCUCAAGUCAUACAUAUCAACGGGACGAAAGAUUGUUCGAUCGAUUGAAGCUGAAACUCUUGCAGAACAGCCACUCCUGUUUAGAGAGUAUGUCGACGCUCGUCCAGAUGUCAAAGUGAUCAUGGACAAUCAGUUUCGUAAUGGAAAAGCGAACGCCCGUCUUCAGAGUAAGGAGGGGUGGUACCAGUGGCGCACGCAGCUGGUCCAAGGUCUACAGACUGGCUUGGAAGGGAUAAGCAGGAACAUGAAAGAUGACCUUGAAUCACUCUGCGUCCAAGAGCAGACCCUGGACAGAGUUGUCCCUCUCAUAUUGGAGCAUGAGGAGGAGCUUGAAAAGCAGAAGCAACUACUCGACCAAACGGUGAAGGAACUGGAUAAUGUUGAUCACGAAAUUCUCGAUCGUGCUCGUCGAGAUCUGCGAGCUGCUGACGCAUAUCAUCUUCAGAGAGCUGCCCUGCUGGAUUCUUUGCGAAAAGACGUGGAGGAAAAAGAGGAAGCUCUUGCCUCUGCAGCCGAACUCAAGGUGGAAAUGAUGGAACAGAUCGCUGAAGCAGAUCGUGUGACGGAGGAGCACAAAGGCUGGCCCGCUGCAGUGGUGACUGAGUUCAAAACCAGAAUCGACAGCAUUGAAAACGAAAGCGGAUGGCGCCUUCUUACGGCCGAGGAAGAUGUCGAUGAGUGCAACGAUUUUGGUGUUGCUCUCACAAUGGUGCACAAGGGUCAGCUUCGACUAUUCUUCUACCCACAAGCCUAUCAGGCGAACAAUUCAAGCAGUAGAAGGAGAUCGGGGCGCAAGUCGGCGUCUAUCUCGGGACCUACAGCACCAAUCAGCCUUACUUAUGCACCGACAACACAAGAUGGAGAGAGCGACCCCACAGCAGUGCCACCGACAGAGAAGCGAUUCUUUCUCCAAUUAAUAAGAAGUCAGCUUCACGCCUUUUCCAUGAUGCCGAAGGGAACAGUCGCUUCAGCGACACUCCUAUCCACUGUAUCAAAAGGUUGGGAUUUGGCUUGCCGUGUGUCACAGGAGAUUCGGCUGCUCAAUAUGAUUGGAGUUGCAACGGCAUCGAUUCUUGGGGACGAGAAGCUUGGUGUGAACGUAAUGUUGAUGCUCCCAGGCCACGGACGAGUUGACGUUGAAUUUGUUGUUGCCGUCACAAUUCUCAACGACGGUAGCAUUGCCGCCGCAACCAAUGUCAAUGCAUCUGCUGUCUAUGGAAGCGCAUCGGAAUUUCUCUCAGGAGCAAAAAGCAGGAAAGUUCACCAGGCUCUUGGCAAGGAGAUUGAGACGAGACACUUGGGCGAUGGCGCAUGGGCUAAAGCCAUCCAAGGCUUUGAGGCUUGGUUCACAGUCCAGCAGGAGAAGGCAAAGCAAGAAAUGAAUGCAGAACCUCGAGAACAGAUUCCUGCUCCUAUAGCUGAAGCUCAGCCUCUGCUAUCGCCCUCAAAGCCGUCCAAUUCGACUACCCCAGCACCAAAGCGAUCACCUCUGGCGGCCAAGAGAACCAACUUUGUUCAGAAGAAGGCUCUUCCUGUUCCCAAGCAGAGAUUAGAGAAGGCAAACUUCAAUGCGUCUCAGACUUCAGGCUCUCAACCUCAUUAUCAGUCUGAGAAGGAAAAUUUUGACCCGGCAGCCUCGAUGAGCAAGGCAACUACAAUAACUGGCACUGGCAAGGGAAAUACCGACGAUUGGAACGAUAAGCCAUUUUCGGUCCCUAAAGCCGCAAUUCCGCCUGCGAUGCAAGAAGCUAUGAUGAUGCACACGCCUAUCAAACGGAUUGGAGCACUCAGACGGAGUCCGAUGUGAUCUCGAAGAAAAUUGGCAGCCAGAUACGGCUGGAAAUCCGAGGCCUUUACAGUGGAUGUUUUGCCAGGACGGCUUGGACGUUGGGUUUGCGAACCUCGGCGGAAAGAUGGAGAGUGCUUUGGUCUAGAAUAACGACUAUAACAAUGAUGAAGAUGAAUAUGUCGAGUUUGUACACGCAUUCCAGCGAGCGAGUCUAUUGGGGAAUGGUAGUAUGUAAUUGGAAUCUUGAGAUUGAGUUGCAACAUGGA
This is a messenger RNA of Exophiala mesophila, 5562 nucleotides long. RefSeq lists its product as uncharacterized. Bases 152 to 5314 code for a protein of 1720 amino acids. The transcript has 2 exons. The record is from RefSeq and is a predicted model, not a curated record. Gene Ontology annotation, biological process: protein localization to kinetochore; mitotic sister chromatid biorientation; mitotic spindle assembly checkpoint signaling. Lineage: Eukaryota; Fungi; Ascomycota; Eurotiomycetes; Chaetothyriales; Herpotrichiellaceae.